ACCAGGGAAGAAACAACUGGAACUUCUCUCUACCCUUGACAGGAACGUCUGGUUGGGAGAGAUGGUGAUGUUUCUGAAGGGCAUGGGCCCUCUUUUGCUGCUCUUCAUCCUCGGGUUCUGGCUGGUUUCAUCUUCUUUGACACAAGGAAAUGACAGGGAGAGACACUUCUUGACUCAGCACUAUGACUCCAAACCAAAGGGUCGGGAUGACAAGUACUGUGAAAAGAUCAUGAGAAGGAGAGGUUUGACCCAGCCCUGCAAGGAAUUGAAUACUUUCAUUCAUGGUGAUUACCGCAGAAUCAAGGCUGUCUGUGGAGAUGAAGCUGGGAAGCCCUACAAAGAGGGGAAGUUUAGGAUAAGCAGCUCACCAUUUCAGAUCACCAGCUGUAAACAUCAAGGAGGGUCUGCAAGAUCUCCCUGCAAGUAUAGGGCUACUCCUGGCUUUAAAUAUAUUGUCAUUGCAUGUGAACAUGGUUUGCCUGUACACCUUGAUCAUACUAUUAUUGCAAAUUAAUUUACAUAAGGGAGUUUGGCAACCUAAGACAUGGGUACCCCAAAUCUUAGAUUUAGAUUAAUACUAAUGCUGUAUUAUGUUCACAUACCUGUUGCUAGCUUCCCAACUCUUUUCUAGUUGACAGAUAGUUGUAUUUUUUAUAUGUUUUUAUAUUUUUUGCAUACCUCCAGCAUCCUGAAUUUGGGAUGUUGGUAAGUUUUUUUGGCAGGAUUGCCAACCCUUGUUGAUUUUUAUUACUGCAAGCAAUUGGAACUACAUAUUUGUUCCUUAAUGUUAUGUCCUUACAUUCAGGAAUGUUUAUAAUACUCAUUCGGAGUUUCUUAAAAGUUGAAUUGUUCAGUUCCUUCUAUUUUCAGCCUUUGGGCGUUUUGAACAAAUAAAACAACUCUGAAAUCAGUAAAA
Molecule: messenger RNA, 916 nt
Organism: Antechinus flavipes (yellow-footed antechinus)
Lineage: Eukaryota; Metazoa; Chordata; Mammalia; Dasyuromorphia; Dasyuridae
Gene: ANG
Product: angiogenin
Exons: 2
Coding region: 62-514 (150 amino acids)
Biological process (GO): antibacterial humoral response; angiogenesis; defense response to Gram-positive bacterium
Molecular function (GO): nucleic acid binding; RNA nuclease activity
Source: RefSeq, a predicted model, not a curated record